UAGAUUUUGUUUAUUAGAAAGACAUUUUGUAACACGACUAAUGUCUGCGUAUUUUGUCAUGUUUGUUAUUUUAUACAAUGUGGAUAAACUGACUUUUUCUCAUAUUUAUGUGAACAACUCGGAUUUUUUGUAUUCAAUUGAAAAAGCAGACUUGCAAUUGGCGAGGUUUGAAUGUAUUUGACUUCGUCACAUGACAGCUCGCAUAUCUGUCAAGUUAGAAACGUAAACAAACACGGACAACCACCCGUAAAGAUUGUGUGCAGAAUAAUCGUGAAAUUUUAUGUGAAAACUCGGGAAAAGGAAAAACAUCAAUUCAUCCCGAAAUUUGGCAACAUUCGUCCGAGUAUGAUCGAGCAGCUGUGUGUGUGUAUGCCGACGAAAUACGACGCCGUUUCUACAACAAUCACUAAAGCCGGCUGUGAUCGUGAUCGGCACAUUCUCAACUGGACCAACACACCGGUCGUUGUGUAUCUUCAAGCAAACCAACGUUGCCAUACACCACAAAAUAGCAUGGAAAGGACAUUGGAUCACCGCAUCGACAAGUGGUUUUUAUGUGCAAGUGUUGUUAAGAAGUGUGUUGUACGGUGUAUUAUGUGUUUUACUUUAUUUGUAUCGCUUUGCAAGUGGUACAAUUAGUGCGUUUAAUCGUUGUGCUACUGCUAACGAAAAACAGACCCGAGCAUUAGAAGCGGCAACAAUACAUGUGCCUGACGCAGAGACAACAACGCCGUCGGCAUCCGUUGAUACCAUCCAAAGUGAUGGUUGAAAUCGUAUUUAAACGUGUAAAACCAUGUAUUGGGGCAUGUAAGUAUUGAA
Messenger RNA from Anopheles arabiensis, 816 nucleotides. RefSeq lists its product as uncharacterized. The transcript is spliced from 4 exons. Lineage: Eukaryota; Metazoa; Arthropoda; Insecta; Diptera; Culicidae. The record is from RefSeq and is a predicted model, not a curated record. Bases 172 to 636 code for a protein of 154 amino acids.